AUGUCGAGGAUGAUGUUGAGAUCAAAUGGUAAGCCGCCUCUCCCAAGAUCUCCCAUACGCCUUCGUCCCCGCCGCCAAGCUCUUCAGCCCAUCAACAAUAAUCCUGCUCGCACCCCACCAGGCUCAUUGACAAAAUCCCAGCUGCCCAAGUACACACAGGACAUACAAAGUCCGGAACUCCGGCCCGAGUACCACACCAUCUCAUGUGAACUACGGGCUCUUGCAAAAAUGGUGCACCAAGAACUCGGGGACCCCAAUGACACCACAGUGGCCAAUGUUGGUAGUGUUCCCAUGUGGCCCCAAAGGAGCCCUUUGUUCAAAAGAGGCCGAUUCUAUGAUGAGUACUCAGCAAGGAGGAACGAGAGGCUAAAGAUAAAGAAAGGUGAAAUGGAGUAUGGGAAAAAACCGUGUUACGACCUUGGUGUUAGGGUUGAGUCCGCUAAAAAAAGGGAGUUGGGAAAGUUUGACAGUCGUAGGAAGGCAGUGGCAGCUGCAGCCACGCCAUUGGCAGAAAGGAUGGAGGCCCGUACUCCGAGGUACUCGUUGAGGAGCAGUACGAACAAGGUGAUGAACAAGAAGCCGCCGCAGCCUUUGCCGGUGCGAAUGUCUGUGGGGGUUUCUGAGAGGAAAGUAGGAGUUAGGAGGACCAGAAAAGCCUGA
Messenger RNA from Striga hermonthica, 660 nucleotides. Lineage: Eukaryota; Viridiplantae; Streptophyta; Magnoliopsida; Lamiales; Orobanchaceae. The record is from the annotation of a GenBank genome assembly.